Molecule: messenger RNA, 3787 nt
Organism: Engraulis encrasicolus (European anchovy)
Lineage: Eukaryota; Metazoa; Chordata; Actinopteri; Clupeiformes; Engraulidae
Product: chromobox protein homolog 1
Exons: 6
Coding region: 252-923 (223 amino acids)
Biological process (GO): chromatin organization; negative regulation of transcription by RNA polymerase II
Cellular component (GO): pericentric heterochromatin; nucleus
Molecular function (GO): chromatin binding
Source: RefSeq, a predicted model, not a curated record
GAGGAAUUGGCGGGUGGCUAGGGUAGUGGGAGUCUUUUGUCUGCAAAAAAGGAGACACAUCGUAACACAACGUUCUAUUGUAUUUUGUACACAACACAUUUACAGCCCCGUGUAACAUAAGUGGCAGUUUUGCUCUUUCAAAGGCAAAGCAAAGGGCAUUUCGCUACUGUGUGUCCGUUGUCGUUUCUGUGUACAGUUCUGUUAAUGUUUUGAAGGAACCAGAAGGUUCCAGUGUCCCUCUCAAGUCGAGCAUGAGUCAGACUGCCGAGCCCACUAACGAUGCUCCCGUCGUCGUCGCAGCUGCAGCAGCAGACGCGCCUGCUGCAGCAGCCAAGCUGGCGGCCACCACCCCCACCCCCACCACGGCGGCGGGGAAGAAGCAGACCAAGAAGAAGGUAGAGGAGGUGGUGGAGGAGGAAGAGGAGGAGUAUGUGGUGGAGAAGGUCCUGGACAGGAGGGUGGUGAAGGGACGUGUCGAGUACCUCCUGAAGUGGAAAGGCUUCUCGGAUGAAGACAACACAUGGGAGCCAGAGGACAACCUGGACUGUCCCGACCUCAUCGCGGAGUUCCUGCAGUCUCAGAAGCUGGCUCACGAGGACAAGAAGGAGUCGGGCAAGAGGAAAACGGGCGAAUCGGACAGCGACCUGGGAGAAGAGAGCAGGGCCAAGAAGAGGAAAGAUGAGGCAGAGAAGCCCAGAGGUUUUGCAAGAGGGUUGGACCCAGAGCGCAUCAUCGGAGCCACGGACUCCAGCGGGGAACUCAUGUUCCUCAUGAAGUGGAAAAACUCUGACGAGGCGGACCUGGUGCCGGCAAAGGAGGCCAAUGUGAAGUGUCCGCAGGUGGUCAUCUCCUUCUACGAGGAGCGGCUCACCUGGCACUCCUACCCCACCGAGGAGGAGGAGAAGAAGGAUGACAAGAACUAAAGGCUAGCGGGCAGGGUGGGAGCUUGGGUGGGUCGGAGGGAUGGAGGAAUAGGAUGGAUGGUUGGUUGGAUCAGCCCUAAGGAUUGGCAGUUUUUAGAUCAUUUCCUUUUUUUUUUUUCCCCUUGAUUUGCUGCUUUGGGGGGGGGCAAAAAAAAUCAUUCUCACUUUUUCUUUUUGGAAGCCGCCGUGUUUUAUGUGAGCAGAUCUGAGCUGUGGAAGGAGCAGUUUUUUUUUCUGACUGAACUAUGAACAGAUGAGGGCGGGAUUGUAGGAGGACGUGACCAAGAGGCUUCUCAACAGCUUCCUCCACUUGUCUGCAUUGCAUUAUGGGAAAUGUAGUUGUCCCUCACAGGAUUCUUCUUUGUCUCUUGGACCGUGCAUGUGGAGUGUGUUGCCAGCAGGCUGCUCAAAGAAACAAUUGUUCCUGUUGUUGCAUUCGUCUUUUAGGCAGAUUCUUCUAUUCAGCCCUACUGGUCACAACUGCGAGAUCGUGAUUAUUAUUUUGUACUUCUUUUUAUGCUGGACAUAUUUAUGGUCAAAGUAAUGCUAAAAAAUCCACUCGUGUCUAUUUCUUGGUUUCAAUGUGCCCCUUUGUCUUCACACUUAUUCAUACUGUAUGAGUACAUGCAUGUUUUUAACUGGUCUAGAUGUCCCUGCUAUCCAUGUUUAUGGUUUUUACAUGUGUGUAUCACUCUUGAAAAGUCAUCUGGUCAGUAAGUCCCAGGAUCUCUCAGCAUAAAGUUACCUUUUACGUAACUUAAUGAAACCAAAACGGUCAAACUUGAGAGGAGACUACUACAUUUCCCAUACUUGUGUUUUCUUCACCACAGUGUUUUCCAUUGAUUUAGGGGGUUGGUAAGGGGAGGGAGACACCCAUGUUGAGGUUAAGAGAUCAUGCAUAGUCAUGGCGUAAGUUAUGUUUCCCCACAGCCAUAGUAGCUUACUAAUGUUGGCAGCUUGGUUGGUUGCAAUGCCAACACAUACAUUGUCUACUAAACGAGUUGCGCACUCACUAGGUUUCCUGAGUCGCGGAUGUGUUCUAGGACCUAGGUUUCUAGGAAUCUCACAGCGUCUCAACUAGAACAGUAUUUCUCUUUCUCUCUCUCUCUCUCUCUCUCUCUCUCUCUCUCUCUCUCUCUCUCUCUCUCUCUCUCUCUCUCUCUCUCUCUCUCUCUCUCUAUCUCUCUCUCGCUCUCUCUCUCUGAUCAGUAAUUAUGGUGUGGGGGAAACAUACUCUUCGGUUGGGUUGGGUUGGGUUAUCAAUGUGAAAGUGUAUGUUCUAAAUCAACAGGUAUUCUUUGAUAUAGUUUUAGUGUAACCUAAUAUGCAUCAGCAUCAUCAUAUAUCAGCGUGCAGCAGCAUCAGAGCUUUGCUUACACACACAGCCAGAUGGGAGAGAAGAGGAAACGGUGCUGCCUCUCUGCCUUUCGUUUUUGUUUGUUUGUUUGUGGUCAUUAUUCAUUUAGCCAGUGUUUAAAAAAAAGCGCUUCAUGUGGUGUUGUGUUGUACACUGCAGUAUAUAUAUGUAUAAAAAAUAUAGAUAGAAACAAACAAAAAAAACAAGCAAACCAAUGCAAAGGGGAAUACGAAAUUGAGGAACGUGGAUAACCGUGGUACUGCCUGCUUUCCAGGCAGAUGACCAGGACAGUUUCAUUCCACACCAUUUUUGCUGGUAAGCUUAUUAGCAGCUUGGUUGGAAUUGAGGUACCGGUAAUUGCUUUGUAGCCAACAAAGUAGCAAACUUGUUCAGCAACUAUGGGUUUGAAAAACAAUGCUGCAGUGAAAUUGGAAUUGGAGUACCAGCAGUUCUUCAAGGUCCUUUUGGUGAAGUUUCAUGUGCCUGGUUGAAACCAUCAGUGGAAAAAAGGAAUGAGACCUGCAGAAAUAUUGAGCUCUGGUUGGUUGGUUUAGUAGCCUGGCCUUACCAUAUUCUCCUAUCUGUUUCAUCCAGAGGGGUCUGGAGCUGCCAAACUGAACACUGACUUCAUCGGAGGGGGGAAAAUCUGUUGAAGUUUGGGUAUUUAUUUAGCAUUUUACCCGGUCGCUAAUGUUUGGUCAUGAAAUAUGUAAUGUGUACGUAUGUAUGUAAUGCCUCAUUGUUCACCCCCCACCAUACCUCCCCUCUUCUCUGAUUGGCUAUGUUGGGACGCCACCUUCCGUGAAGCUUUGCCCCAGACCCAAACGUAGGGUCCAUUCAAUUAUCUAAUCUCCCACCCUCGCCUUGUGCUUGUAGACUCGUGGUUCUCCGACUCCCUGCCUCUGUGGAGAAAACAGUAAAGUUUCCCUGCUGUCAGCGUAAAGCACAACAACUUUUGGGGGACUUUUCCACAUUUUUUCAACAUCCUGAUUGCAAAUGAAAAAGUAACAUUUGAGUUGUGCUCAUGCAAGACAUUGAAUAUAACUAUUGUCAAUGACGUCUUGCCUCACAAUGCGAGGCCAGGAGCACAAGGCGAGGACUGGAGUUGAGAUACUGGGAUGGACUGGUAAUGUGUAGGGAAAUGAUGAUCAAGAGGAGGUUUACAGAUGGUUAAGGCCAGGCUAAUUUGCUAAUGACAUUCUGAAUGAUUAGUACACAACCCAUUGGACAGAUGUGGGGAAUGUAUGUUAAGGAUAUUAUGAACACCAUUCCAGCAAACAUGCCUUGGAGAUGCUCCUGUGAAGUCUAUUGUUUUGCUACAAGCUCUCUCUCUCUCUCUUCCAGUGCUUUAGUGAUGCUUUGUUGUAAAUCCUUCAGUUUUCUCUUUCAAAAAAAAAAAAGAAAGAUGGGAAAAACAUGCAUGUUAUAUUACUACAUUUCGAUUGUCACUGUUACUGUUAGGGGUUACUGUAUUUUUUGUUUUUGCAAAAUAAACCCUCAUUUUUAA